UGAAGAGGAAUAUGCUAACUCCUUAACUCAAAGUUUAUGCUAAGCGAUUGUUCUUGGAUCCUUCUGUUUACAAUGGCGCAGAGAACUGGACUUGAGGAUCCAGAGAGGUAUCUCUUUGUGGACAGGGCUGUCAUCUACAACCCUGCCACUCAAGCUGAUUGGACGGCUAAAAAGCUAGUGUGGAUUCCAUCAGAACGCCAUGGUUUUGAAGCAGCUAGUAUCAAAGAAGAACGGGGAGAUGAAGUUAUGGUGGAGCUGGCAGAGAAUGGAAAGAAAGCAAUGGUCAACAAAGAUGAUAUUCAGAAGAUGAACCCACCUAAGUUUUCCAAGGUGGAGGAUAUGGCAGAAUUGACAUGCUUGAAUGAAGCUUCUGUUUUACAUAAUCUGAAGGAUCGCUACUAUUCAGGACUUAUCUAUACUUAUUCUGGACUCUUCUGUGUAGUCAUAAAUCCUUACAAGAAUCUUCCAAUUUACUCUGAGAAUAUUAUUGAAAUGUACAGAGGGAAGAAACGUCAUGAGAUGCCUCCACACAUCUAUGCUAUAUCUGAGUCUGCUUACAGAUGCAUGCUUCAAGAUCGUGAGGACCAGUCAAUUCUUUGCACGGGUGAAUCAGGUGCUGGGAAGACGGAAAAUACUAAGAAAGUCAUUCAGUACCUUGCCCAUGUUGCUUCUUCACAUAAAGGAAGAAAGGACCAUAAUAUUCCUCAGGAAUCGCCUAAACCAGUGAAACACCAGGGAGAACUUGAACGGCAGCUUUUACAAGCAAAUCCAAUUCUGGAAUCAUUUGGAAAUGCAAAGACUGUGAAAAAUGAUAACUCAUCUCGUUUUGGCAAGUUUAUUCGGAUCAACUUUGACGUAACUGGCUAUAUUGUUGGGGCCAAUAUUGAAACAUACCUUCUGGAAAAGUCUCGUGCUGUUCGUCAAGCAAAAGAUGAGCGUACUUUUCACAUCUUUUACCAGUUGUUAUCUGGAGCGGGAGAACACCUAAAGUCUGAUUUGCUCCUUGAAGGAUUUAAUAACUACAGAUUUCUCUCCAAUGGCUAUCUUCCUAUUCCGGGACAGCAGGACAAAGACAACUUUCAGGAGACCAUGGAAGCAAUGCACAUAAUGGGCUUCUCUCAUGAAGAAAUUCUGUCAAUGCUGAAAGUAGUAUCUUCAGUGCUACAGUUUGGAAAUAUUUCUUUCAAAAAGGAGAGAAAUACUGAUCAAGCUUCCAUGCCAGAAAAUACAGUUGCACAGAAACUCUGCCAUCUUCUCGGAAUGAACGUGAUGGAGUUUACUCGGGCUAUACUUACCCCCCGGAUCAAGGUUGGCCGAGACUAUGUGCAGAAAGCCCAGACCAAAGAACAAGCAGAUUUUGCAGUAGAAGCACUAGCAAAAGCUACCUAUGAGCGGCUCUUUCGCUGGCUCGUUCAUCGCAUCAAUAAAGCUCUGGACAGGACCAAACGUCAGGGAGCAUCUUUCAUUGGAAUCCUGGAUAUUGCUGGAUUUGAAAUUUUUGAGCUGAACUCUUUUGAACAACUUUGUAUCAAUUACACCAAUGAGAAGCUGCAGCAGCUGUUCAACCACACCAUGUUUAUCCUAGAGCAAGAGGAGUACCAGCGCGAAGGCAUCGAGUGGAACUUCAUCGAUUUUGGAUUAGAUCUGCAGCCGUGCAUUGACCUGAUAGAGAGACCCGCUAACCCUCCUGGUGUACUGGCCCUUUUGGAUGAAGAGUGCUGGUUUCCUAAAGCCACAGAUAAAACUUUUGUUGAAAAACUGGUUCAAGAGCAAGGUUCCCACUCCAAGUUUCAGAAACCUCGGCAGCUGAAAGACAAAGCUGAUUUUUGCAUUAUACAUUAUGCAGGGAAGGUGGACUAUAAGGCAGAUGAGUGGCUGAUGAAGAACAUGGACCCUCUGAACGACAACGUGGCCACCCUUUUGCACCAGUCCUCAGACAGAUUUGUGGCAGAGCUUUGGAAGGAUGAGCAGGGCUGCCGUUAUAUUGGAAUUUAUCCACUUUAAGAAUGCUUGAGUUAAGGAACAAAUAACAAGACAUCUGCCUUCUUGGUCAGAUGCUGUGGGGAGUAUGGAGACAGUCCAGGCCCAGAGCCACGAAGAACUAUGCAUGUGCCUCAGGCCACUGCAGUCCUAAUCCAGUUAUAAUCCAAGGGCAUUGGGACACAGACUUCGAGAAGCCCUCAUGUGCCAUUUUCCCCAGGUGGUAUAGAGGUCCACUGAGCUGCAGCCUCCACCAGUGUCCUGCACCACACACAGGCAUGCACGCAUGCACGCACACACGCAAAGUAGCUGGGAAAUAAACUCUCAAAUAUCCUGUGUA
Galeopterus variegatus (Sunda flying lemur) is the source of this 2320-nucleotide messenger RNA. It is a transcript of the gene MYH10, whose product is annotated as myosin, heavy chain 10, non-muscle. The coding region runs from base 37 to 2004 and encodes 655 amino acids. Gene Ontology annotation, cellular component: vesicle; cytoplasm; actin cytoskeleton. Gene Ontology annotation, biological process: vesicle transport along actin filament; actin filament organization. NCBI's taxonomy places the organism in Eukaryota, Metazoa, Chordata, Mammalia, Dermoptera, Cynocephalidae. The transcript is spliced from 17 exons. Gene Ontology annotation, molecular function: microfilament motor activity; ATP binding; actin filament binding. The record is from RefSeq and is a predicted model, not a curated record.